Panicum virgatum (switchgrass) is the source of this 687-nucleotide messenger RNA. RefSeq names its product dehydrodolichyl diphosphate synthase CPT5, chloroplastic-like. Bases 1 to 633 code for a protein of 210 amino acids. The transcript has 3 exons. NCBI's taxonomy places the organism in Eukaryota, Viridiplantae, Streptophyta, Magnoliopsida, Poales, Poaceae. Gene Ontology annotation, biological process: polyprenol biosynthetic process. The record is from RefSeq and is a predicted model, not a curated record.
AUGGCCAUGUUCCGCAACCUGGAGCCGAUCGUGGGACUCUCCCGCGCCUGGGGCAUCAGCGUGCUCACCGCCUACCUCUUCUCCUUGGAGAACUUGCAUCGUCCCAACUCCCAAGGCACGGCCCAGGUCGAAAACUUGAUGUGGUGUUGCGAGCGUUUCAUCGGCGACAACAUCGACAACUUUUCAAGGCAGGGUAUCCGGCUGCAGGUCGUCGGCGACACCUCAAGGAUGUCGGGUUCUCUGCGGCGCGCCGCCGCGGAAGCCGACGAGGCCACGAGGCACAAUUCGCAGCUGCACGUGAUGCUAGGGUUUUGCUACAGCGGGAAGUGGGACAUAGCCCAGGCGUGCCAAGAGCUCGCCCGGGCGGCGCGGGCGAACGAGCUCAGCCCGGACGACAUCGACGAGUCGCUCCUCGCCAGCAGGCUCGCGACCAGCGUCGCUGGCGAGUUCUCCGCCGACGCCGACCUAGUCAUCAGGACCGGCGGCGAGCUUCGACUGAGCAACUUCCCGCUGUGGCAGGUGGCGUACGCGGAGUUUUUCUUCACCGACAAGGCGUGGCCCGACUUCGGGGAGGCUGACUACCUUGAAGUCUUGCGCUCCUUUCAGAGCAGAGAUCGGCGGUUCGGUCUCUAGCCAGCUAGUCCAAGAUGCAAACAAGAAUAUCGCAUGGGCAUGUUCAAUAUGAAC